GUGGUCACUCGUUCCUGCCUGCCCGGCCGGCCUAGCCUUGUCGCCUCCGCUCACCAUCCAUAAACCCCAUUCAUUCCUUCCAUCCUCUGCUCUGCCUUGCUUGGUUGGAGAUGGGCGGAUCGAAUUCGACGGGGCGACCGCGCGCGAUGCCGCCGGUGGAGGAGGUGGACAUCGCCGCCGUCCGGUACAAGUCGCCCGCGCUGCAGGCGCCGCACCUCACCGGCUUCUCCCUCAGGGCCUUCCUCUGGCUCAUGGAGUCGCCCCUCCUCGGCCCGCUCAUCACCUCCGUCCUCAAGUCGCAAAACAACAUGCCGCAGAUGCUGCAGCAGACGGUGAUCCCCGAGCGCCCCAUGUACUUCCCGGAGUACCCACCGCAGGACCCGGAACCGGGAGUUGUGCUUGUGGGGGAUGAUAGGCACCCAGUGGAAAGAGUUCAUGAAGCACUGCAGUACCUCCCCCCGUAUGAUCCGUCAGUGCGUUGGGCUACUGAGGAGAAGCUCCCUUUCCUUUACUGGAAGAUCCGUGACUUUGCACAUGCAUACCGCUCAGGGAUCACAACCCCAUCAGUUGUUGCUGAGCAUGUCAUCGCGGGGGUGGAAGAGUGGAACAACAAGAAGCCUCCAAUGCCAAUGUUGAUAUAUUUUAAUGCAGAUGACCUGAGGAAGCAAGCUGAGGAUUCCACCAGGAGAUUUGAGCAAGGAAACCCGAUAUCCAUUUUAGAUGGGGUCUUCGUCGCCAUUAAGGAUGACAUUGACUGUUUCCCGUAUCCAACAAAGGGUGCCACAACAUUUUUUGACCAAACCCAUACUGUGGAGAAAGACGCAGUCUGUGUUGCUCGGUUGCGGAAAUGUGGAGUCAUCUUUAUCGGCAAAGCAAACAUGCAUGAGCUAGGUCUUGGGGUAACUGGAAACAAUCCAAAUUAUGGAACAGCAAGAAAUCCACAUUCGGUUGAUAGAUAUACUGGUGGUUCUUCAUCUGGUCCUGCUGCAUUAGUAUCAUCAGGAUUAUGCUCAGUAGCACUUGGAACAGAUGGUGGAGGUUCAGUUAGAAUUCCGUCUGCACUUUGUGGUAUUGUUGGUUUCAAGACAACAUUUGGGCGGACCGAUAUGACUGGGGUACUUUGUGAUUCUGGGACUGUUGCAGUUGCUUCUCCUCUUGCAUCAUCAGUAGAGGAUGUUAUGCUAGUGUAUUCUGCAAUAGCAGGAUCAAGACCCAUGGAUAAGCUUACACUUAGACCAUCACCACUGUGUGUCCCAAAUUUGCUUUCUCCUGACAACAGCAAUAUCAUGGGAUCAGUUAAAAUAGGAAAAUAUACAGAGUGGUUUCAUGAUGUUUCUGAUCGUGAGAUAUCGAGUACAUGUGAGGAUGCACUCAACCUUCUUUGUAGCACUUUUGGAUGUCAAAUAGAAGAGAUAAUAUUACCAGAGCUUGAAGAGAUGCGUACUGCCCAUGUCGUUUCGAUUGGCUCAGAAUCAUUAUGUGACCUGACUCCUCAUUACAAAGCAGGAAGGCGAACUGAAUUUACUCUGGAUACUCGAACAAGUUUGGCACUUUUUGGGUCAUUCACUUCAACUGAUUAUGUGGCUUCUCAAUGUAUAAGGAGGAGGAUAAUGCACUAUCACAUGGAAGCUUUCAAGAAGGUUGAUGUCAUUGCAACUCCUACAACUGGCAUUACUGCACCAAAAAUACCACCAAGUGCUCUGAAGUCAGGAGAGUCUGAUUAUGUUGUGUCAGCUUACCUGAUGCGAUUCGUCAUAGCUGGGAACUUAAUUGGUUUGCCAGCGCUAACUGUGCCUGUUGGUCAUGACAAGCAGGGCCUUCCUAUAGGUUUGCAACUGAUAGGUCGUCCAUGGGGCGAGGCUAGCUUACUGAGGGUGGCUUCUGCAGUGGAGGAACUAUGUCUGAAGAAGCGGAACCGGCCCUCCGCAUUUUACGACAUUCUGAAGGCCUGAAAUGCCGCUGUAUUUGUACAUAAUUCCUCUGUUAGUGAUGGCAUGGGUGACGAGGGGUCGCUGGUCGUGACUGGGAUAGAAGAUUGUUAUUCAAGUUGUCUGUAAUCACCACGAUGGGGAUGGCUGCAGAGCGCAGACCAUUAUUCCUGCUGGUAUAAUAAGCCUGACGUAGCAACAGGUCAAUUCGCGAUUUUAUUUUGACAUGGAUGUGCACAAGGACGUGUGAGGCAAAUGUUGAUGUGCGUCCCUGCUUCUUGUUUUGCAAGCAAUUCACAGUCCUCUAUUAUCAUACCGCCAA
Setaria italica (foxtail millet) is the source of this 2250-nucleotide messenger RNA. RefSeq names its product fatty acid amide hydrolase. NCBI's taxonomy places the organism in Eukaryota, Viridiplantae, Streptophyta, Magnoliopsida, Poales, Poaceae. The transcript is spliced from 19 exons. Gene Ontology annotation, biological process: N-acylethanolamine metabolic process. Gene Ontology annotation, cellular component: membrane. The coding region runs from base 111 to 1952 and encodes 613 amino acids. The record is from RefSeq and is a predicted model, not a curated record. Gene Ontology annotation, molecular function: N-(long-chain-acyl)ethanolamine deacylase activity.